Messenger RNA from Salmo salar (Atlantic salmon), 522 nucleotides. The record is from RefSeq and is a predicted model, not a curated record. NCBI's taxonomy places the organism in Eukaryota, Metazoa, Chordata, Actinopteri, Salmoniformes, Salmonidae.
AUGGAGUUGAGCAGCGACAAGUUUUCUGUAGAAGAGACAAAACUCAAUAUCCUCAUCAACAAUGCUGGCUUCAUGGUGUGUCUGUACGAGAAAACAGGUGAUGGAUUUGAAAUGCAGAUUGGUGUCAACCACAUGGGUCACUUCCUGUUGACCCACUUAUUGAUUGACCUGAUCAAAAGGUCCAUCAAUGUAUCCUCUUUGGCUCAUUUCUGGGGUACCAUUAACCUGGAUGACAUCAACAGUGAGAAGGGCUAUGACAAGAAGAAUGCGUACAGCCAGAGCAAGCUGGCUAACAUCCUCUUCACCAGCUCCCUGGCCAAGAGUCUACAAGGUUCGGCUGUGACAGCGUACUCCCUCCACCCUGGCAUAGUUCAGACUGAUCUGCACCUGAACACACCUCAGGCAUCUAUCAUGAAGAUGAUCAGUCCCUUCACCAAGACAUCCGUCCAGGGAGCUCAGACCACUAUCUACUGUGCUGUGGCCCCUGAACUGGAAACAGAGAGUGGUAGAUAUUACAGGUGA